UUUAAUUGUUAAACUGUUUUCAAGGGUUGAAUUCAAAUGCGAGAAAUUCGCGCGCAACUUUCAAACGUCAGAGUUAGUUCGAAGGGAUUCUAGAAGAGAGCUUCCAACGGACCGCGGAGCAAUUCAGCCACCAGUUGCGGACUUCGCGGCCGCGAAAACGGAUCGGUGGAUUUUUAGAUUGCAAAAAUCCAGUUUUAAAGAAAGAAUAAAGAAAAAUCACGUUUUAAAUGAUAUAAAAAAAAUAAUAAUAAUAAAAUAUAAAUAAUAAAAGAAGAAAAGUGAAGAAAAGUUUUCGAUCGUUAUGAGGAUAAAUAAUAGAAGAAAUUUGUCGAAGGAUCCGAUUAAACGUUCGUGUUUAUUCGCGAGAAUUCGGCCUUUUUGUUCGUUUUUACAAGAUCUUGAUCGGUAAAGUUCGAUAGUUUCGUAAGUAAUUAAAACAACAAUAAAUUAAUAAACGACAACAUCUUUAUCGUCGAUUAUUCGGAAUUGAAUCCAACGAUCAUGUUACGAAUAAGAAGCAGCAAUAGAAUUUGAAAAGACGUCUCGAAGAUCGUCAUCGGAAUCUCUUAGAAAAUAAGGUUAUUUGGAUUGAAGCCAGAUUUUUUUCGGAAGAAAGACACUUCGUUCAGACGACAUGGAGGAAGAAGAAAAUCCCACUGGUACAACGACCGACGAGAGCGGAGUCGAACAACUUCAAAUACUUCGUGAUAAAUACGAAGGAAAGUUGACCACUUCUCUUUAUACGGGAACGCUCUUUGUUGCCUCGGUAGCUUCGAUUUUAGCCCUUGGUGCCAUUUGUUUAACGAGCUCUGAGGAUUUCUCUCGUAUUGUAUUACCAAUAUCAACAUUAUCAGUGAUGCUAGUUUCAUCGUUGACUCUAUUGGUCGUCUCACAAUUACCUUCUACGUUAACAUCAGCAAGAACAAGAUUCCUCGUGGGACAACUAUCAUCUGUGAUCCUUGGAUUUGGUAUCCUGAUACUUGGUGGUGCUAUUCCAAUGUUUGCUUGCAUCCUUUCGAUUACAGCAGCCUUACCAAGGAUUAAAAGGCUCAGACCAACUAUCGGUCCUUUUAUCCUUGCUAUCAUGCACGUGGGACAGAGAUUUAUCUUGGAAAAGGAAUUGGUCGAUAACAAAAUAAGUCAAAUAAUAAGCGAGGCUAUAUUGAUGUUCACUGCGAUCCUGGCAGGACUUUACUACAGGAUUCUUACAGCAACGGCACAUCAAAGGACCUUCGCUGGUACGAGAACGGUGAUCGAGUCUCGGAUAAAAUUAGAAUGCGAAAGAGAACAGCAAGAACAAUUAUUGCUAAGCGUUAUUCCGGCCUACAUAGCAGCAGAGGUUAAAAGGAGUAUAAUGUUGAAAAUGGCGGACGCUUGUCAGGAAGCUAACAAGCACAAACAGACCAGGUUUCAUGAGAUGUACGUGCAACGACAUAACAAUGUCAGCAUUCUUUAUGCGGACAUCGUUAACUUCACGCCCCUUUCCGAGCAGCUUUCGGCAUCCGAUUUAGUGAAAACUUUGAACGAGCUUUUUGGCAGAUUCGAUCAAAUCGCUCAGGACAAUCAAUGCAUGAGAAUCAAGAUAUUAGGAGACUGUUAUUACUGUGUCUCAGGAUUGCCAGUUUCCCGACCUAAUCACGCAUAUAAUUGCGUCAAUAUGGGCCUGCAAAUGAUAGAUGCUAUUAGAUUUGUACGAGAAGCAACUGGAUUUAACGUGGAUAUGAGAAUAGGAAUUCACACGGGAAACGUUUUAUGCGGUGUCCUAGGUCUUCGCAAAUGGCAAUUCGAUGUUUGGAGCGAUGACGUUACUCUUGCUAAUCAUAUGGAGAGUGGUGGUCUUCCUGGGAGGGUCCACAUAACAAAAGCCACCCUUCUUCAACUUGGUGAUCGUUUCGAGGUCGAGCCAGGGGAUGGUGGAUCGCGUGAGACUUAUCUGGCUCAGCACAAAGUAGAAACCUUUCUUAUAGUGCCACCUAAGAAAAACAACGAAGAAAAUGGACUAGAAAAUGGUGGCAAUAGUAUUCGAGGACCUGGCCCUAUUCCUACGAGAUCGAGACCUAGCAGUAAAAUGACUAAAUACGUGGAAUGCUGGGGUGCUGAUAAACCUUUCGCAAAUAUCGCUGAAGCAACUUUAGCAAAAAAUAUCGGAUUGACUAGCAUCGCCAUGAUCGAGUCUAAUCUUUUAGCAAACAAUACCAAUUGUCUUGACGUCAAGCAAUGGUGUGGUGGUAGCGAGGACAUAUUACCUUUCACCUAUUGGUUCAAGGAUAAGCAUCAAGAACUUCAAUAUAGAGAACAAAAAGAUGAACAAUAUCCUUGGUAUCUUAUCGCAUCCAACAUCGUUUACACAACUAUGUUUUGCAUUCAAGUAGUUUAUUUACCAAGGAGCGUGACCGUUUAUGGAUGUUUCGCAGCUGGUUUGGUUUCCUUAUCGAUAAUCGCUGGAAUAUCUUGGUUUGCUGGAAAAGCGAGAUGCGAGAACGAAUUGGACACACCAGGACAAGUGGCACUUUGUCGUGGAAUGAGAAUGACUGUUUAUUUUAUCACGGCAUCUUUGGCAACUGCUUCCUCCGUGAUCAGUUUAAUCGAUAUCGAUUAUAAAUCUUAUCAAGAUGCACCGUUGUAUGUAUACUCGGCAACAAUCGCAUUAGUCGUCAGUUGGACUCAUCUACGAGUAGGCUUUUUGUUAAAAUUCAUAGUGAUGAUAAUAUCAAUUAUCAUGAUAUUGCUAAUUUUAUCACAGGCACCGAUCAUAGAGCUUUAUUACGUAAACCACAGAUUGUUUACCGAAUUUCAAGGGCUUAAUUAUUUGCUGGAAAUAGGAUACUUAUUGUUAUUGGUCGCAUUUGUACUUCAUGUCUUAGACAGACAAGUUGAAUACACUUCAAGAACAGAUUUUAUUUGGAAGAGUAAGCUCAAAGUCGAGCAAGAUGAUGUUGAGACUAUGAGAGGGAUUAAUAAAAUUCUUUUAGAGAAUAUCCUUCCUGCGCAUGUGGCUGAUCAUUUUCUAGCUACUAGAACAACACAGGAUCUCUAUCAUGAAAGAUACAGCAGUAUAGCGGUAAUGUUCGCUUCUAUACCAAAUUACAAGGAAUUUUACGACGAGACUGAUAUAAAUAAACAAGGUCUUGAAUGUCUGAGGCUUCUCAACGAAAUUAUUUGCGAUUUUGACAUGCUAUUGCUGAAACCCAAAUAUUCGGGUAUUGAGAAAAUCAAAACUAUUGGAAGCACUUACAUGUUGGCAUCUGGCUUGAGUCCUGGAAAAGAGAACACUGAAACCAAGGAUCCCUUGCAACAACAAGAUCAUAACGUGAUCGUACUCGUUGAGUUUGCUAUUGCAUUGAUGACAAUUCUCGAUCAGAUAAAUAGGGAAUCUUUUCAAAGAUUUAAAUUGAGAAUGGGUCUCAACCAUGGUCCGGUGAUAGCAGGUGUAGUAGGAGCACAGAAACCACAAUACGAUAUUUGGGGCAAUACGGUGAAUGUUGCAUCAAGAAUGGACAGUUGUGGAGAAAUGGGAAAGCUUCAAGUUACCGAGGAUACCGCAAAGAUAUUAAUUGCAGCAGGAUAUGAAUUAGUUUGUCGUGGGCCAACCUUUGUAAAAGGCAAGGGAACGUUAACGACGUAUUUCGUCAAGACUCCAUUCGAUGAUAAAGAGGAUAAUUAUUAAUCCUCUAUACCUGAUUUCUAUGCACGAUCACUCGAGAUCAACUCAAUGAGAACAAAUUGAUUGUCUCGUUGAUUGUUAUUUGAAAAAAAAAGAGAAAAAAAAAAGAAAAACUUAAACUUUAUUCUAGCUGGAAAUGUUUUAAUCGUUGAAGGAAAAUGAAAAAAAAAAAGAAAA
Molecule: messenger RNA, 3841 nt
Organism: Vespula vulgaris
Lineage: Eukaryota; Metazoa; Arthropoda; Insecta; Hymenoptera; Vespidae
Gene: Adcy2
Product: adenylate cyclase type 2
Exons: 19
Coding region: 635-3667 (1010 amino acids)
Biological process (GO): adenylate cyclase-activating G protein-coupled receptor signaling pathway; adenylate cyclase-inhibiting G protein-coupled receptor signaling pathway; cAMP biosynthetic process
Cellular component (GO): plasma membrane
Molecular function (GO): adenylate cyclase activity
Source: RefSeq, a predicted model, not a curated record